UACAUUUUCAUUUUGUUGUUUUGCCAGCUGAAUACUAAUUCAACAUAUAUUUAUCAGAUGUCCACACCAUUACCUGUGCUUUUAUUCCACGGGGCUUGGCGCCGUAAUGAUGAUGGGUAUUGGAUUUUCCAGAGGAAGCCAAGUGACCUUGGCUAUAGGGUGUUAAUCAAACCGACAGAGACGUUUGAAGGUUUAGAGACUAUCAUCCGUGACCGUUAUAAUUUGAAACCUGAGACUCCCUUGUCACUGGCUUAUCACCGACCUGAGUGGCUUCUCGAACCUGAGGGAACUCGAACACCGCCCACACCGAUCACUAAAACUUCGGAAUGCAGAACUGAUGCUCUGCGUAUCAUCGGGUCGUGAAGAUGUUGCAUAUUACCAGUUUCUGAGCGAAACAACUUUCUCCGUUGGAGGUGCAACAUUUGUGUUCAGAGGUCUAACUGAACGAGAAAUUAUUUCAAGCAAGGAGGUUCUCGAAGAGAUUUUUAACGAGCAGGAGCUUGUAGGAAUCUACAGAGCCCAUCUUGGAAUCGAAAAGGCUAAACAUGAUCGCCGUGGAAAUGGUGCAUCUGGCAGUGGUUCCGCUGCUCCAGUUGCAAAUGAAGAUUUCUCUUGCUGGGAGCGUGUAUAUAUAGCGAGAAGGUGAGAUGAAGGUGGAGUUACUUACACAAAAUCCAGCUCAGACGCAAGUUGAAACUGCACCGGCUACCUAGUACUAGGCCUUAUCAUUCGGCCAUAGGUAUGGAAAAAUAUCUCUGACAGUUUCCAAUUAUUUAUUAAUAAACAACAUAAUCGACUUCUUUAUACCGUGGUUUGUUUUACUAAAUCGGUUUACCCAUAAAUUAUGUGUGAUAAAAGUUAUUCAACUGAUCCAAGUAAACCGUGUACUUAUUUAUCAAUUUCAUUGUAACGUUGUUCUUUUUUCAUCCUCUUAUUUAUACAAUCUUUAGAUAAAAUUGUGGACUUUUUUGAAACACGUGUUCAAUUUAUCUUUUCUAUGCAAUGCAACUAACUAAACAUUAGUAAAUAUGUAUAUGUUUCGAGUAGACUAUACCGGUCGGGUUCAAUGUCGUGUUGUUUUACUUUUUCAUAAUCUUUGUUUGUGUCCAAUGCUAUAAACGUUGCUCCUUGUUGCCACUUUUAUCUGGCGACUUGCAUAACUAUGUCCUCGAACGAAGAAAUAGACCCUUUUCCAGAUAUAACGACCCGGUUGGAACGCUACCUCGUACUCCCUCAAUAGCUCCCAUGGUUGCCUUUCAUAAUUAAAUUGAAGUUGCCAUUCAAUCAAAAAUGAUUCGUUCCAAUCAGGAGUCCGUCAAUAUGUCGUUCUUUUUAGUGAGGGGGGGGGAGCAGAGUUUAAAUACGCUCCCUUUGGUUUAUAUUGUGACCAAAUGUCUAUUUUACAAAGUCUCGGAUUUUAAUUCUAAUAUGGCGAUUCUUGAGGGUUACAUCUAUAAAUAUGAAACAAUAAUAUCAUUAGGGUUGUUGCAUUGUAUGUCAAAUCCGCGGGAAAUGGUAUGUUCGAAAAUGUGCAUAAACGUGUGAAUAAUGUGAGACAAAAUGUCGUUUUCAUUAUAUCUCCCUGACAAGUGAAUCUAAAAACUGGAUAUGCCUACUCUAGCACUGCAGGCUAUAGACAGCACAAACGAAGUUCCCCGGGUCAGUAAGGUCAUUUCGCCUCUGUUUCUCUCUCCACCUAGGUAAAUAAAAUUUCCGUUGCAUGAUAUACUAAUUAACUUCUGUUUUCUGUAUUUCUAGCCAAUUUGGCCUAUUUUUACUUGUUUUUUAAUCUGUGUAAAAAUCAUUUUUUAAUCUGAAUUUACAAACUUAAUUUUUUUUGUCAACUAUAAUUUUAUUAAUUUUUUUUGUCAACUAUAAUUUUAUCAAUGGAAUUAGUGUUUCGGUUUAUCUUUGCUUUGCUUUAAUCAGAAGUGUAACAUAAGUGAAAAUGAGAGUUUGGUUGUGUGAAACACAUGAUCGCCAUGGCUAAGCCAAGUCUGGCUACACGCCUUUUUUUAUUAAGCAUAUGUUUAAUGGACACCACUACUUUUUUUUUGGUGUCCAUUAAACAUAUGCUUAAUAAAAAAACAUGUACCUCUUCACAUAUUUUUAAAAAGUAAUCCGCUCUCAUAUCUCAUUUGGACAAAGCACAACCUUCCAUGACAGACAAGAAAAAGAAACGGGCGUUUUAACACUAAUCCUGGAAAGUGGAAACUAAUAAAGGACUCGUUUCUUCAGACCAAAAGUCAGAGAAAUAGAUAGAUCAUAGAUUCCAGAUUUGCAGUCACACAAACAAAACUAAAGCCAGAAACAAAAACAAAACUCGUCUUCCAAUAGUCUAACGAUAACAACAAUUCUUUCAGGGUAAACCCGAACCAGAUGGUGCUGCUGCGUUGAAACCGCCUGCACCGCGGCCAAAUCCAGGCCUACCACCACCUCCCUG
Molecule: messenger RNA, 2443 nt
Organism: Brassica napus (rape)
Lineage: Eukaryota; Viridiplantae; Streptophyta; Magnoliopsida; Brassicales; Brassicaceae
Exons: 3
Coding region: 338-646 (102 amino acids)
Source: RefSeq, a predicted model, not a curated record